This is a messenger RNA of Aspergillus oryzae RIB40, 591 nucleotides long. RefSeq lists its product as uncharacterized. Gene Ontology annotation, biological process: polysaccharide catabolic process. The transcript has a single exon. Bases 1 to 591 code for a protein of 196 amino acids. The record is from RefSeq and is a predicted model, not a curated record. Gene Ontology annotation, molecular function: chondroitin hydrolase activity. NCBI's taxonomy places the organism in Eukaryota, Fungi, Ascomycota, Eurotiomycetes, Eurotiales, Aspergillaceae.
AUGUUGUGCAACCUGGACCUACUCUUCUACGCCGCCGCCCAUAGCUCUUCCAGACAUCUCGCGGAGAUCGCCACCGUCCAUGCCCGGACCAUGAUACGCACCCAUCUGCGUCCAGAGCCGCAUCUCUCUCAAUCCACGUUCGGAAGAUAUCAAGGCCAGCUAUACUCAACCAACCACGUCACAUGUAUCGACCCGAAGACGGGAGACAUCAAACGUCGUCUGACGGCGCAGGGGUACGGAGACGGUUCUACCUGGGCUCGUGGUCAGGCCUGGGCAAUACUAGGGUAUGCACAGACCUACAUGUGGACUGGGGACAAGGAGUUCCUGGACGUGGCGUGCGGCACGGCAGAGUAUUUUCUGCAUCGGUUGGAGACGCACCCUGUUGUGUGGGGACUUGGAGGUGGAAAGAUGCACUACACUUCCCCACCAUGGGACUUUGAUGCUCCGAUGGAGGAGAAUGAGGGCCAGGGAGUUGUGCGGGAUUCCAGCGCGGCAGCGAUCGCGGCGAAUGGGUUGCUCGUGCUGACACAGGCGCUGAUUGCGAAGAGACAUCGCUUGCAACGAGAUUUUUUGAUGCGGCAGUGCAGUUGA